This is a messenger RNA of Dimorphilus gyrociliatus, 916 nucleotides long. The record is from the annotation of a GenBank genome assembly. NCBI's taxonomy places the organism in Eukaryota, Metazoa, Annelida, Polychaeta, Dinophilidae.
UAUGGUUCAUUUAGUUAAUGGUCAAUGGAGUUAUUGGACGCCAUGGUCGAGUUGUCUAGCUUCGUGUAACAGAAUACGUACUCGCAUUUGCGAUAAUCCCCCUCCAAAGCAUCGCGGAAAUAGAUGCUUAGGCGUCGAUUCUCAAGCUAGGAAUUGCACGGGGGGAAUGUGUAGACCUAAGAAAGUCGGGUUGUUAGUGGCUUUAGGCCUAGCAGUUACGCUUCUAGUAACAAUUGCUCUGGCGACGCCCGUAGUAAUUUGGAGAAGACGAGAAAGAAAAAAGAGAAGAAACUUUAUCAAAGUGGAUCCACCUGAUAUUACUCAAACUGUUUUAACCAAUAAUUUCUCAGAAGCAUCAACAAAACGACCCAUUUCUGCUCUAUACUCUGAGGUAAAUGCAAAAGAAGGCAGUACAUGGGCGUCGCUAGGUCCUUCGGGAGGUAGACUACAACUUGCGGGAGUUACAUUAACAGUUGCUGAGGGAAGUCUGGAACAAGUGGAGGAAAUAUUUCUCAGUGUUUGCAGGGAUGAAAGGCCCAUAGUCCGUCCAGGUCAGACGAUAUUGGGGCCAGUAAUAGAGUUAGGACCGUCCAGGGUUAAUUUAAAGAAACCCGUUGUUCUCUCCUUCGAGCAUUGCGCCUCAUUGAAGCACGGUAAUUGGAGAGUGACGCUCUGCAGCGAUCAGUGGGCCGUUACCGUCGGGGAGGAGACGGAGACGCCUCUAUACGUGCAGAUGGACGCUGAACGCUGUCACGUGAUGACGGAUUGUUUAAGGAAGUACACCCUACUCGGCGAACCGACUGGGAAGGCUGUGAAAUUAUUAAAGGUCGUCGCCUUUUCUCAGAGUUCACCUCCCGAUUAUAACGUUCGUCUCUACGUUGUCCACGACACGCAAUGCGCUUUGGAAGUAAGUUAA